GCCCCCCAUGCCCCGCCGCCUUCACCAUGGCAAACUGUGCCCCCUGGAGGCUGCUACUGCUGCUCUCGCUGUGGGGGCCGCUGCUCCAGAGGGCGGAGACAGGAUCUGAGGGACAGACGGCGGGGGAGCUGUACCAGCGCUGGGGACGCUACCGCCGGGAGUGCCAGGAGACCCUGGAGGCCGCGGAGCCCCCAGCAGGCCUCGCCUGUAAUGGGUCCUUUGAUAUGUACGUCUGCUGGGACUAUGCUGCACCCAAUACCACUGCCCGAGCCUCCUGCCCCUGGUACCUGCCCUGGCACCGUUACGUGGCUGCAGGUUUUGUCCUCCGCCAUUGUGGCAAUGAUGGCCAGUGGGGACCUUGGAGAGACCAUUCUCAGUGUGAGAGCCCGGAGAAGAAUGGGACCAUUCAGGACCAAAGGCUGAUCUUGGAGCGGCUACAGGUUGUGUACACCGUGGGCUACUCCCUGUCCCUGGCCACACUGCUGCUCGCUCUGCUCAUCUUGAGUUUCUUCAGGCGACUGCACUGCACUCGAAACUACAUCCAUAUCAACCUGUUUACGUCUUUCAUGCUGCGGGCAGCAGCCAUCCUCACCCGAGACCGGCUGCUCCCUCCACCUGGCCCCUCACCUGGGGACCAGGCCCCUAUCCUGUGGAACCAGGCUCUAGCCGCCUGCAGAACGGCCCAGAUCGUGACCCAGUACUGCGUGGGCGCCAACUACACGUGGCUGCUGGUGGAGGGCAUCUACCUGCACAGCCUCCUGGUGCUCGUGGGAGGCUCCGAGGGGGGCCACUUCCGUGGCUACCUGCUCUUCGGCUGGGGUGAGCCCCGACCCUGGCCCUGCCCACGGUUUUCAAUCUCUUAGCUCUACAACCCCUACUCCAGGUGCUGGGAGCGGAACGAUGUUAAGGCCAUUUGGUGGAUCAUACGCACCCCUAUCCUCAUGACCAUUUUGAUUAAUUUCUUCAUCUUUAUCCGCAUUCUUGGCAUCCUCGUGUCCAAGCUGAGGACGCAGCAGAUGCGCUGCGCCGACUACAGGCUGAGGCUGGCUCGCUCCACUCUGACUCUGGUGCCCCUGCUGGGUGUCCACGAGGUCGUGUUUGCUCCAGUGACGGAGGAACAAGCCCAGGGGCAACUGCGCUUAGCCAAGCUCGGCUUUGAGAUCUUCCUCAGAUCCUUCCAGGGCUUGCUGGUCAGCUUCCUCUACUGCUUCAUCAACAAGGAGGUGCAAUCCGAGGUCCGCCGCGGCUGGCACCGCUGCCGCCUGCGCUGCAGCCUUGGCGAGCCGCGCCAGCCCCGGGAGCCUGCCUCUCAGACCCUGCCGUUGGGCUCCAGAACCUGCCAAGUUGCCACUGGUCGAGUCCCAUCCUCGGGGAACCUCCCAAGGCCUGGGGAUGAGGCCAGCCGGGUCUUGGAAAGUCACUGCUAAGCACCGGGAUUCCUGUGAUCACUCAGCAUGUAUUUAUUGAGCGCCUACUGUGUACCAGGCCCCUUGUGGAGGGC
Molecule: messenger RNA, 1501 nt
Organism: Miniopterus natalensis
Lineage: Eukaryota; Metazoa; Chordata; Mammalia; Chiroptera; Miniopteridae
Source: RefSeq, a predicted model, not a curated record